UUCCUCUUCUUUUUUUAUUUUCUUCUUUUGGCAUUCUCUUCGUUUUUUGUCCAUUUCUGUUCUAAAAAAAAUGGUACACUGUCACAACAACUACUGCCAUGUCGUUCCUUGUCUUCAUUGCCACCCACAUAGCUACAUCAGGAUGGUUCAGCAUCUGAUAGAGAGAUGCUUGCUUCUUCACAUGAACCAACAACAAUGCGUCAAGGCAUUGGCACACUAUGCAAGCAUUCGGCCAUGCAUUACAAUCACAGUGUGGAGAGAGCUAGAAAAGGAGAAUAAGGACUUCUUUCGAGCAUAUGUUCGUGCUUUCUCUUCCUACAGGCUUUUCAUGGGUAGGUACAUUCAAAGGAAGCCAAGUCUUGAAAGGAAGAAACAGUACUGGAAGCACUGAAUGACAGUUAAUAUUAUUGCAGAGACGGAUCUAAAUUCAUAGCAGUGCUGAAGGCUUCUUUGUGUGGAAUGUUUGGAUUUUGAGCUUUUAGUCUCCUUAUCUCCUCUCUGCAGCCAUCAAUAUAUAUAUAUAUAUAUAUG
Molecule: messenger RNA, 531 nt
Organism: Hibiscus syriacus
Lineage: Eukaryota; Viridiplantae; Streptophyta; Magnoliopsida; Malvales; Malvaceae
Exons: 6
Coding region: 71-391 (106 amino acids)
Source: RefSeq, a predicted model, not a curated record